Staurois parvus is the source of this 444-nucleotide messenger RNA. Lineage: Eukaryota; Metazoa; Chordata; Amphibia; Anura; Ranidae. The record is from the annotation of a GenBank genome assembly.
CCUCCCCUUCAGUCUUGCACAGGUGUACCGGCUCCCCCCUUCUGUCUUGCACAGGUGUACCGGCUCCUCCCCUUCAGUCUUGCACAGGUGUACCGGCUCCUCCCCUCCAGUCUUGCACAGGUGUACCGGCUCCUCCCCUCCAGUCUUGUACAGGUGUACUGGCUCCUCCCCUUCAGUCUUGCACAGGUGUACCGGCUCCUCCCCUUCAGUCUUGCACAGGUGUACCGGCUCCUCCCCUUCAGUCUUGUACAGGUGUACUGGCUCCUCCCCUUUAGUCUUGUACAGGUGUACCGGCUCCUCCCCUUCAGUCUUGCACAGGUGUACCGGCUCCUCCCCUCCAGUCUUGCACAGGUGUACCGGCUCCUCCCCUCCAGUCUUGCACAGGUGUACUGGCUCCUCCCCUCCAGUCUUGCACAGGUGUACCGGCUCCUCCCCUUCAGUCUU